Chiloscyllium plagiosum (whitespotted bambooshark) is the source of this 1111-nucleotide messenger RNA. RefSeq names its product neurensin 1 (gene nrsn1). The record is from RefSeq and is a predicted model, not a curated record. Gene Ontology annotation, biological process: nervous system development. Gene Ontology annotation, cellular component: transport vesicle; neuron projection; neuronal cell body. Lineage: Eukaryota; Metazoa; Chordata; Chondrichthyes; Orectolobiformes; Hemiscylliidae.
CGCACGCGCGCUGGGAUCCAGGCUGAGUGCCUGCUGCCCGGGUUGGAGGGCACUCGAAGCAAUGGCAAUGCACUGAGAGCCGGGCACUAGGAAAAGGAGGGGGGACGGCGCCGGAUCGGAGACACACACACACACACACACUCCAGCCCUCCGCCCCUGCAAAGUCACGUUUUGUGGGGAACAGGCUGGAAUGCAGUUGUAAACGAUGAGUUUAUGUGCAGAGAUCUGCCAGUCGGAGAACUCUAACUAUAAUGCAGAUGGGUUACAUCAACGUUAUGGAGUCCGAUCAUAUCUGCAUAAGUUCUAUGAAGACUGUACGGCAUCUAUAUGGGAGCAUGAGGAUGAUUUUCAGAUUAAGAGGUCUCCAAGCAGGUGGCAUUCUGUUGUCUGGAAGGUUGGACUUACAUCUGGGACUACCAUACUGCUUAUAGGAUUGGCACUGAUUGCAGCUGGCUAUCUGGUACCACCAAAGAUUGAAGCAUUUGGAGAGGAGAAUGAAGAUUUUCUGGUAGUGGAUGGUCAUGCUGUCCAAUUCAAUGUGGCAUUGGAUACAUGUAAGUUGGCAGGGGCCAUCCUCUUUUGCAUUGGUGGGAUGAUAAUAGCUGCUUGCCUUCUAAUGUCCACCUUUGCCACGAGUUACUCCAAGGAAGAGAAAUACCUUCAGCAGAAGUUCAAAGAGAGAAUUGCAGAAGCCCAGGCUUCCUUCCAGCCUGUCACUAAGAUACCAACUCCAGGUGAACAUAAAAUCCCCAUCACUUUAUCUAAAGUACAUAACAUACAGCCCACCUUGGAGACCUAAAAUGCAAAUAUUAGCCCAAUGUAAAGUAUCUGUACCAGCUAAAAUCUUUUUAAAUGUUUUAUCAUAUUUUUAUAGAGGUUUAAAAGAAGUAGCAUAUGUGCUCAACCCCUAAAUUUCAGAUUUAUGCCUUCAUUCAGUAAAUCAUGCAGGAAUCUCAUGAGAGAUUUCAUAUCAAUUGUACAUUGACCAACAUCAUUCCAACAUUCACCAGAUUCAGAAUACAGAUGCAAGCUCCAACUUGUAAAGUAGUUUGUUUAUGAGUCUAAUGUGAAAUGGCUUUUAUGUGUAUUUGAAAUAAAUUAAAGUAUGACU